This is a messenger RNA of Trichomonas vaginalis G3, 959 nucleotides long. RefSeq lists its product as uncharacterized. The transcript has a single exon. The annotation marks the transcript as partial. The record is from RefSeq and is a predicted model, not a curated record. NCBI's taxonomy places the organism in Eukaryota, Parabasalia, Trichomonadida, Trichomonadidae.
AUGGAAAGAACAAGAUAUGCAUAUGAAAAGUAUCGUGAAGUUAGAAGUCAAAUUACAUCUGGUCGAACCUUUACAGUAAACUUUGACGAAGGAAAGAACAAAGAAGGCUUCAUGGGAGUACUUGCUGCAUCAAGACGAAAUAAGAAAGGACACAAUCUCAGAUUGACCAUAACAGAUUUGGAUGGUCACAUUUACUAUGCACAUGGCAAUGAACAAACAGCCGCAAAACUUCUUGACGCUUUCAAGACUACAAAGAGAGAACAAAUGGUUGACUCCGACUCAGACAUUUUGAAUGCAAUUGAAGGAAUUGCAAGUGUCAAGUUCGAAUGGUACCAACCUAACCCUCAAGCAGUCAGACAACAUGCUGGAUACUUCCCGUUCAUAAAUAAGUCUGACAUUGACUUGACAAGGUAUGGAAUUUACAAUUCAAUUGAAACAAUUGUCAACGAACCUUGCAUUCUUACAUGUCUCAGGAACUCUGGUCUUGUUACAGAUGAGAAGAUGAAGUAUCUUGAGUCAUGUGUGAAGACAAGGUACAUUCUCAGAGGUCAAUUGGCAAAAAUUGCACCGUUGGCAAAUGUCAAUAUCCGAGUCAACAUACCUACAGCUAAAGGUUCUUCACAUGACGACUAUGUUGUUGACAAAGACUUACCAUGGUUGAAGAUUGUAAUUGUCCACAACCACUUCAUGUUGAACGAAAGUCUUACAAACCCAUUCUUUGGUAAAAGUAAGUGCAACAUUGUCAGAGCUGUAAACAUUCUUUUCGAGAAAGGUUUGUUGGAACCAAUUCCAGAUGACAAGCUGACAGAAACUUUUGUACCAAAAGACGAAACAAACUUUUCAUUGUUAGCAAGACCAAAAGUUGUUCCAGACAAAGUUCUAGUACAAAAGAAGUACACAGUUCCACAAGGGGUUGGUAUGUUCGGAUACCAACCUGAACCAGAAGAACUUCCAAUGAG